Messenger RNA from Saitoella complicata NRRL Y-17804, 1991 nucleotides. Its product is annotated as RNI-like protein. The transcript is spliced from 3 exons. NCBI's taxonomy places the organism in Eukaryota, Fungi, Ascomycota, Saitoellomycetes, Saitoellales, Saitoellaceae. Bases 433 to 1902 code for a protein of 489 amino acids. Gene Ontology annotation, biological process: SCF-dependent proteasomal ubiquitin-dependent protein catabolic process. The record is from RefSeq and is a predicted model, not a curated record. Gene Ontology annotation, cellular component: SCF ubiquitin ligase complex.
ACGAUACCGAAGAAGAGGGAGGCUGGUCAACGUCCUCCCAGCCCGGCCGCUCAAGCCUAUCGAUUACUCACGGCAACCAGCCCUUCCAGCGUUCUUCAUCCAACAAGGAAAGCGAUGUAGGCCACCCCCUAAUUGGGAGGACCGGCUGGGACGGCGAUGGUCUUGACGUCCAUUUGAGACAUACCGCUUCGGGGAUCGUGCUCACAUGGACCAGCCGAUGGAAGUCAUGACGGUCGCACAUGCAAUCCAACGCUCACUAUCAGAAACGCUGACCUGAUCCGGUUCGACAGCCAGCCGGACUGCCUUUGGUUGUGCUCGUUUAUAUGGGAUGAGGGUCCUCGCUGAGCUUGGCAUCGAACCUUCGGCCGAUCAGUAUCGCUGAGGCCUCUGAUCCGUGCGAGUUCUGUUACACCUCUUCACCCUUCGCUUGACAUGUUCAUGACAGACUCGACACCGGCUUCAGGCCCUACGAAGCGCUCCUCGGCACCUCUAUCGCGCACCCUCUCGCCGAGUUUCAAGGACACUGUGAAGAAGAUCACCUCGUUCCCCGACAACUCUCCUCGGAAGCGCUCCCUGAAGCGAUCUCAGCAAAGUACGCCUACCGUCGCAGUUGUCAAGCAUGCGUCAUCAGGUCUAUUCAGCUCAGCUUGGGAAUCGAGAAAGUUGCCAGAGAUUUUCGGUCGAUUUUCUUCGGCGCCGCGACGACGCAUCGUAUCGACUGAGCCGCUUCCUCUACAGCUACCUUCACGACAAGAUCAUACGCGCCAGCGUAGGUCACAGAGACCAGCAGCUCAUCGAGCUUUAUACAUCCCGGAGAUUAUGUCGGCCAUCUUCGAACACAUCGAUGGAUCUACGCCUAUGAAGAGUAACGCAUCCCAGCGGAAGAGACGGCACAGUCAGAUGAGCAAGGAGAGCGGGCGCGACAAUGAAGAGAUCGACGAGACGUCGGGGACUUUGCACAACUGUAUGAGGGUUUGCAAGGCGUGGUAUCCGCUGGCAAGAGAUGUCGCCGAAAAGCGCGUGUCGAUGUCCUACGCCGAAGAUCAAAGGAUGUCAUCAUGGGUCAGUGGUCCGGCGAAGGCGGGGAGGGCCAGAGAGCUAGUCCUGCACCAAUGCAACAUUAAGCAAGGAAUAUUGGCCGACAUCCCAGAACAGCCUUUCCUACGGUCACUGGAGAUGUAUUGCUGCACGAGCGCGAUACCGCCGAAAUCGCUCUUGCAGAGCAACCUUCGGUCACUAUCACUCCCCGGUUGUAGCCUGGUCAGUGACCAGUUACUAGAAUAUAUCACGCAGCAAUGUCGGGGUUUGGUACACCUCGAUUUACGGGCGUGUGAUCUGAUCAGCGACCGUGGGUUGAAAGCCGUCGCGCAUUAUUGCAGAGACCUUCGGUAUUUGAAUGUAGGAAGGGUGAACAAGUGUGAGAACAUCACCUCUUCGGGAGUUUCAGCCAUUGCACGGAGGUGUGUUGCCUUAGAGACAAUCGGCUUGGCGGGAACUGCUGUUUGCGACUAUGGUUUGAUUGCUCUCGCAAGGGGUCCUUCUGCUCAAACCCUUCAUCGUCUGAGUGUAAACGAAUGCGCUUACCUCACAGACCACUGCGUUAGCAUCCUCCCAGACUUACCAUCCUUGAUCCUCUUCGAAAUCCGCGGCUGUUACAUACAAAAGGCAUCGGAGUUGGUCCGCUGGCGAAGCGGCAUCAGUGGCAUGGGACGGAGUAAACGGUGGGUGGAGGCUGGCGAAACAUUGAACCAUGCCAUGCAUAGGUUUGAGCAUUAUGCAAAGUAUUGGAUGGAGAUGGCGCAGCAAGUGAAGGCUUUGUCGGCACCGCAGGCGGUUGUUCCGCAACGGAGGAAACGCCGGCAAAGUUUGAGGGGUGGCAGUUUCGAUGGGAGGUUGAGGUGAUCAUCAUUAUUAAGGGCGUUGAACGGACAUUGGCGUUUUCAGAAUACUGGACAUUGGGACAUUUGUACGGAGACAGGCCGGAAGAAGGC